Molecule: messenger RNA, 1480 nt
Organism: Labrus mixtus (cuckoo wrasse)
Lineage: Eukaryota; Metazoa; Chordata; Actinopteri; Labriformes; Labridae
Gene: lrrc61
Product: leucine rich repeat containing 61
Exons: 9
Coding region: 176-961 (261 amino acids)
Biological process (GO): outer dynein arm assembly
Cellular component (GO): cytoplasm
Molecular function (GO): protein binding
Source: RefSeq, a predicted model, not a curated record
UGCAUGCUUUCUGCAGCACAGCAGUACAGUGAGCUGUGUCCUGACUACACCCCAGGACAGAUGCCAAUUUCACACUCCCAUAAAACAACCACCUUCUUGUCUUUCUACGUUAAAACCCUCGCUUUUUUUUUUUUUUUUAGUGCUGCUUUCCAAGUAGCAAAAAAAGUUGCUCACGAUGGAUUCUAAGCGAGAUAAAGAGCAAGAUGCAGACGUGGAGAAGAUAACCGCUGUGCUGCUCAAGUCACGUACAGGAGAGUUUGAUUUGGAGUCGAUACUGUUUCUUAAAUUGAGAGGUCUUGGAAUACAUGACCUUGGAUGCAUCGGGGAGUGUAUGAAUUUAGAGAGACUGGACCUCUCUGGAAAUAACGUCUCAAAUUUAGCUCCUCUAGCAUCUCUUCGGCUUCUGUUUGUGCUCAAUUUGUCUGCCAACAGGAUUUCCAAUUUAGAGCCCCUGCGCAGUUGUGAGAGUUUACAGAACUUAAAUGUGGCUGGUAAUAUCAUCUCAAGCAUCGAAAACCUUCACUGCCUUCAGUCUUUGAGGAAACUAGAAAAUAUACGUUUUAAAGACAACACUUACAAUUACUCUAAUCCAAUUUGCAGGAACUCGUCAUAUAGAAACAUAGUUCUGGAGAUGUUCCCCAACAUCAAGGUGCUGGAUGGUGAAAGAGUUGUCGGACGUGGGAGUGACUUGUACCAACUAUGCAAAGACAUUGAUGAGACCAUCAGAGCUGGAUUAUACAAAAACGGACAACUCGUUGAACACUCUGAUUGCAAACCGUGGGUGGAAGACAGUUACUGGGACAUAAAGCGGUCAAACAAUGCCAUCAUUGAUGAAGCCUACAAACAGUUUAAUGAAGUUCUUCAUGAAUGCAGACUCCUCAACAACAGAGCCACGCAUGUUAUUUCACAAACGGAAAGAUCCAUGAGUCUGAAGAAGCAGCCCAAACAAUACGCCAUAUGAGUGGGAAUAUUUUGGACACAUUUGUGCAACAUUUAGCAUCUUUUUGUUGUAUGAAGACCCAUGCCUAAUGUACUGUAGGUGUUUUCAAAUUGCUAAGCUAUAUCCAAAUGCUUGAUAAGUAUAAUUGCCAGAUACAUGUGCUGCAGUGUGAGGCAUUUGUUGAAUUUCUAUUACAUCCUAUGCAUUGGAUGACGAUAUACAGUAUGUAAGUGGUUUGAAAACCGUUCUCCAUUCUGACACUCUUCAGUUUGGUUGAAAGAUGUCUUUACUUGCACAGUGUGCAUUUUGUACCAUGUUGUAGCCUGCAUUUAUGCUCAGAGCUAUGCUGCUAAAGAAUUUCUAUAAGUUUUAAGUAAUUAAGAGCUUUUUCCAUUUUGCAUUGUUAGAUAAUUUGGGGAGUUAAUGUGCCCCAUGCUGUAUGGUUUCUUUGUAAGUUGAACUUUUGCAAAAUGCAAUCAAGUGAUUGUUUUAGCUGUUUCUACUUGUUUUAUAUCAUAAAGUUUAUUAUGUGUAUAAUCA